AUGCACAUAUUCCACUAUCUGUCACUGGUGGACCGGGCUUUUCGCCAGUGGAACGACAUCUUUCACAUCCCAGAUCUUUGGAGGAGAUUUGAAUUUGAGCCGAACCAGCCAGAUCCGUCUCACCUGAGGUCCACGCCUCUCGUCCAGCAGAUCAUCAAAAGACAUGCUCAGCACCUGCAGUAUGCGAGCUUCAAGGUUGACAGCUGCACAGAGUCUGCAGAAAUAGCCUGCAUUCUCUCACAGCUGGUGAACUGCACUGGUAAUACACUGGGUCUGAUUUCCACAGCAUGACCAAACUUGUUCACCCUUUCCUCACACUUUGUCUCAGCCCUGACGGUGGGGUUUUUGAAUUCCAAGUCUCUAUCCUCUAUAAAAAUGGAUGACACACCGGUUGAUGACCCUUCCCUGAAGGUACUGGUCGCCAACAACAGUGACACGCUCAAGCUGCUGAAGAUGAGUAGCUGUCCUCAUGUAUCUCCUGCAGGUCAGUGCGUCACCAGAGCAAUCGCACCAGGGUUCGUUUUAAUCGAACCAAAAUGCCAAGUGAGAGAACACACCCUAACUGUAUACCUGCGCAUCGACGUGGAGAACGAGAACCCAGGCCAAAGCCAGUCCCACACCAUCAAGAAGAGCAGCUGGGAAGCUCAUCCGCCCCAGGUCAAGAUGGUCAUAUACUUCUUCCUGGACGAGGAGGAGUUUGAGCCCUUCUUUCGUGAGGACACGCCCGUCACGCAUCUGUACUUCGGUCGAGUGGUCAGUAAAGACAUGCUGGCCCGCAUCGGGCUGAACUACCCGUGGUCCCUGCCAGGUCACCGUGACUUUGCAAAAAGCAGCGAUGGACUCUUUUUUCCCCUGACUGUGGUGUAUGUUACACACAUGCUGGAAGGAUGGGGAAAAGAGACACGCUCGCUCGGCUAUGAUCUGUCUGAGCGUGAGGUCAUCACUAACCCCGUCAUGAGUGAAGAACGCAUCAUCAACAAGCCUUAUGUGACAAUCAAGUUAUUAGGAAUAAAGAAGAAGAAGAAGAAGAAGAUCCAGCCUCCUUAA
Rhinichthys klamathensis goyatoka is the source of this 1047-nucleotide messenger RNA. RefSeq names its product F-box and leucine-rich repeat protein 3, like (gene fbxl3l). The record is from RefSeq and is a predicted model, not a curated record. Lineage: Eukaryota; Metazoa; Chordata; Actinopteri; Cypriniformes; Leuciscidae.